GUUUAGGGGGACUUUCAUAAUUUACCUUUUAUUUUUAUAACCUUUUUCUUUUUCCUUUUCCGGUCCAAUUAAUUCGUCCUCUUCAUUAUGUCUGUAUAUAUUUGCAGGAAAAAUAAAUUGAUUUUUAUUUUCUUACAAGAAAUACACGACUUCUGACCUCGUAAAUCCCGGCUCUUGUCUCUGCAGAAGAAUCUAACUCCGUGAAAUUGGUGAAUACACUUUGUUUCUCUUGUGAGAGAGGGUUGCUUUUUUGUCAAGUUAAUUGAGCUUCCGGGAGCUCGGGUUCGAUCGUUUUCGAUGUUUCUGUAGUUUCAUCUGGUUCGAUUCAAGAAAUUGGGAGAGGGGUAAAAAGGGGCUUUUGAAUUUUGAAUCGAAUUUUUCUAAGUGAAUAGGCGAGUUUGAUAAACAAUGGGUGCUGCUUGUUGCUGUUUGAGGGACGAUUUGGAGGAUUUCUCUAAUCCGAACAGUUCGAUUUAUAGGAACUGCAUUUGCCUUCAUUGCUUCGUCCAGGCUUUCUUGCACGUGUAUACUUCACUAUUUCACCGAGGAGAAGAACAACGAGCCUUACCUUCAUCGACACAAGUGACGUCAUCAUCUUUAAACUCCACGUCAUCAAUCGACAACUCAUUAGCCGAUAUGUACAGGUCUCCGCCAAGACCGUUACCUUACGAUGCGGACCCCAGAUUUUUUCGUUUGCAGAGAGACGGACUAGUUUCUAGAAGGGAGAAAGGGUCGAGCCAUUCGCACGACGAAACCGAACCACUAAGAAGAAACGAAGACGAUGAAGAAUCCGAAUCUGUUAGUACGAAAAAUAAAUGGGACGAGUUUAUUUGCGAAGAAGGGUCCAAAGAAUAUAAUUCGAAAUCUUCGUUGAAACUCUCGACUGCCAAACAGGCCUCGGGUUUUUCUCAUAUUUAUACUUCUGAAGAUGAAGAUGUCUGCCCGACGUGUCUUGAAGAAUAUACGACGGAAAAUCCGAAAAUAGUUACGAGUUGUACGCACCAUUUCCAUCUCGGUUGUAUAUAUGAGUGGAUGGAAAGAAGUGAUAACUGCCCCGUCUGUGGCAAGGUGAUGGCGUUCGAUGAGACGCCCUAGAGUUUUUCUAGUCGUGGAUGAAACCAUUCACGAAGAAAGUGAAUAACAAAGCAGAAAAUCGCAAAGUGUAAAAAUGUCAUUGUAUAUAUCGAUUAUUAUUAUUAUUAUUAUUAUUACAAGAAGCAAAAUGUUGGCUUUUAUUGUGCUGGUAUUUUCUCGGCGUAACAAAUUAAGUUUCGUUAUUAUGAUUGUAAUUUUCGAAAAUUGCUUCGAGAUGCGCUGCUAAAUUGAGCUUCUUCAUAUUGGAGAAAAGUUUUAAACUUAUGAAGUUCCACGUAAUUUAAUUGUACUUGUGUGAAUAGUAAUUUAUGUAUUGUGAUAAA
Erythranthe guttata (spotted monkey flower) is the source of this 1418-nucleotide messenger RNA. RefSeq names its product E3 ubiquitin-protein ligase At3g02290. Gene Ontology annotation, molecular function: ubiquitin-protein transferase activity. NCBI's taxonomy places the organism in Eukaryota, Viridiplantae, Streptophyta, Magnoliopsida, Lamiales, Phrymaceae. The record is from RefSeq and is a predicted model, not a curated record.